Molecule: messenger RNA, 2258 nt
Organism: Diabrotica balteata
Lineage: Eukaryota; Metazoa; Arthropoda; Insecta; Coleoptera; Chrysomelidae
Source: the annotation of a GenBank genome assembly
GAUCAAUUUCAGUGACGAUUGUAAUUUUGACAAUAUAUUCGAAGCUUAUAAAAAGCAUUAAACAUACAAAUUCAGUACAGUCCAGUGACUUCAAAAUUAGUUGAUUUGUAAAAAGAUAUCAGAGAAAAUUCCUUACCCUAAGUCAGUAUUCUUUAUAAUCAGCAAUGAAUUUUGCGAACGAUUCUGCUACUAUGGCAUGCGAGGGCUUCUCACUAUUGGGUCUUAUGAUCAUAGGCAUAGGCACCGGUGGUAUUAAACCAUGCGUCGCAGCAUUUGGAGGAGACCAAUUUCGCCUACCUCAACAGGCGAAGGAACUAGAGAGGUUUUUUUCAUUGUUUUACUUCUCUGUCAAUGCUGGAGGUUUGCUAUCUAUGUUUGUCACUCCCAUUUUAAGAAAUGAUGUACAUUGCUUCGGUAAUAAUAGCUGUUUUCCUUUGGCUUUCGCAGUUCCUGGAAUUCUGAUGGUAAUUGCUGUAGUCAUCUUCGCCGCAGGACGACCAACGUAUAGAAUCAAAAAACCAGAGGGCAACGUUAUAGUACAAGUUACAAAAUGUAUUGCGUGUGCAAUAAAGAAUAAGCUGAAGUCCAAUGAGAAAAAGGAACAUUGGCUUUAUUAUGCAGAAGAAAAAUAUGGACAAAAAUUAGUAAACGAUACUAAGGUAACACUCCAUGUUUUGGUUCUCUUUCUUCCGCUGCCGAUUUUCUGGGCUCUCUAUGAUCAGCAAGGAUCGGGUUGGACCUUAAUGGCAGUGAGAAUGGAUGGCAACAUUGGAUUUUACACAAUUUUGCCAGAUCACAUGCAAAUCGUCAACCCUUUGUUAAUUUUGGCUUUUAUUCCACUGUUUACCUACUACGUUUAUCCACUUCUAGGGAAAUGUAACUUACUGAAGACUUCUCUGCAGCGAAUAGCUUGUGGAGGACUUUUAGCAGCUGUCGCUUUUGCUGUUUCUGCCUUUGUCAUGAUUGCUAUUGAAAAAAAUGAUCCAGUAUUGCCAUCAGCUGGUUUCAUACAAUUAAGGGCGUAUAAUCCGUCAAGCUGUACUAUGUCUGUUAGCACCGAUAUAUCAGAAAUAAAACCAUUUACCUUAGAUCCAACAUCUUCAUAUAUGAAUCGGUAUAUUGAAUGGAGUGGAAGUAAAUCUGUAACAUUUACAUUUAAGUCUAAUACUAAAGAAUGCCCAGAUGGUGUACAAAUAAUUUCUCUAGAGGAAAAGAACGCCUAUGGUAUUUUUAUCCAAUCAAAUGGAACGAUCCGCUUUUACGAAGAUGACGUUGCUAAGAGCAAAACUGGUUUUCCUUUAGUGAGAACUUUACCUUAUACUGAUAUAGAUGUUACGUACACGUUGAAAAAGAAAUCAAUUAAUAUAAAUUCAGGAAACAUAUCUGCCAAAGAAUUUUUCAGUCCUGGUCUUUGGUCAGUAGAGGUAGGAGAGAAACAAUUGGACAAAACUCUACACUUGGAACUUGGUGGAAUAUAUGCUGUAAUGCUUAAUGAGAAACAAAUGGAUUAUGCGAUAGUGACAAAACCCAAUGCAGUCCAUAUAGCUUGGUUACUUCUUCAAUAUUUUAUUAUAACUGCUGCAGAAAUUAUGUUUGUCAUCACAGGAUUAGAGUUUUCAUACUCUCAAGCCCCGGCCUCAAUGAAGUCUUUAGUGCAAGCUUGCUUUUUAUUGACCACUGCAUUUGGAAACUUGAUUAUUGUCAUUAUAUCAUCUAUGGAGAUUUUCGAGAAAAAGAGUAACGACUUUUUCUUUUAUUGUGGACUGAUGGUGGCCGAUAUGUUGAUCUUUUCGUGGCUGGCAAUGAGGUACAAGUAUAUCAAGAAGGAAGAAUCGCCGCCAAGCUCAGAAAACCUUCCUAUAUCAAAUUAACGAAACUCCAGCGGAGGUAUACAUAAUCCAUGCUUCGUAAAAAGUUCCAACAAUUUUAAUAUUAAGGAAAAACAACUCGACUUUUCAACUGCGAAAAUUGAAUUUAGAGACCAUAUUCACAACCAAUGUACUGAUGAUUUAAUAAUCAAGAAUUCCGAAUUUAAAAAAACAUAACAAUAACAUAAAAUUCGAGUGAUCUUGAGAUGAAAAAAGAUUAAUUUUUUUUUGUAGUUAUCCAUUUUAUGUAUUAGUUACAUAAAUAUAUUUUGUAUAAGUCAUUUAUUUGACUUUAAAAUAUAGAAUACCUUAGUAUAUUAUUUUCUAUAAAUAUCACUUCAACCUACCUCCAAUAUUGAAAGAAAUAGACAAAUAGACAAAUGUAAAUAU